Molecule: messenger RNA, 4036 nt
Organism: Pipistrellus kuhlii (Kuhl's pipistrelle)
Lineage: Eukaryota; Metazoa; Chordata; Mammalia; Chiroptera; Vespertilionidae
Gene: DSE
Product: dermatan sulfate epimerase
Exons: 6
Coding region: 247-3138 (963 amino acids)
Molecular function (GO): chondroitin-glucuronate 5-epimerase activity
Source: RefSeq, a predicted model, not a curated record
CGCCCGCCGCCCGCGCCGCUGGAAGGAGCGCCCCCCGGGCGGCGGCGGCGCACCCGCGGCCCCAGCGGCUCCGAUGGCGCGGCGAGCGCGCUGAGUGCUCCGCGCCGGGCGCCCUGCGGUGCGGAGGCCGGGAGCCUGCAGCCCGCGCCGCGGCCGGGAGGCGCCGCCCGGGAGGACGGAGCGGCGGGGAGCGUAUCUUUCGAAGAUGGUCUGGCUGCCUCGGAGGCCUGGAGAUCUGAUGCCACGAUGAGGACUCACACGCGGGGGGCCCCCAGUGUGUUUUUCAUAGCUCUGCUCUGCUGCACGUCGGCCUACGUCACCGACGAGGACCCCGACGUCAUGAUCCCCUUCACCAACGCCAACUACGACAGCCACCCGAUGCUGUACUUCUCCAGGGCCGAGGUGGCCGAGCUGCGGCUCCGGGCCGCCGGCUCCCACGGGCACAUCGCCGCCCGCCUCGCCGAGGCCGUGCACACCAUGCUGUCCAGCCCCCUGGACUACCUGCCCCCCUGGGACCCCAAGGACUUCAGCGCCCGCUGGAACGAGAUUUACGGCAACAACCUGGGCGCCCUGGCGAUGUUCUGCGUGCUGUACCCCGAGAACAUCGAGGCCCGGGACAUGGCCAAGGACUACAUGGAGAGGAUGGCAGCUCAGCCUAGUUGGCUGGUGAAGGAUGCUUCCUGGGAUGAAGUCCCGCUCGCCCACUCCCUGGUGGGCUUUGCCACUGCCUACGACUUCCUGUACAACUACCUGAGCAAGACGCAGCAGGAGAAGUUUCUCGAAGUGAUUGCCAAUGCCUCGGGCUAUAUGUAUGAAACCUCGUACAGGAGAGGAUGGGGCUUUCAAUACCUGCACAACCAUCAGCCCACCAACUGCAUGGCUCUGCUCACAGGAAGCCUCGUUCUCAUGAACCAAGGGUAUCUUCAGGAAGCCUACUUGUGGACCAAGCAGGUUCUGACCAUUAUGGAGAAGUCUCUGGUCCUGCUCCGAGAGGUGACAGACGGCUCCCUCUAUGAAGGGGUCGCCUACGGCAGCUACACCACCAGAUCCCUCUUCCAGUACAUGUUCCUCGUCCAGAGGCACUUCGACAUCAACCACUUCGGUCACCCAUGGCUUAAGCAGCACUUUGCCUUUAUGUAUAGAACCAUCCUGCCAGGAUUUCAGAGGACGGUGGCCAUUGCAGACUCCAAUUACAACUGGUUUUAUGGCCCAGAGAGCCAGUUAGUGUUCCUGGAUAAGUUUGUCAUGCGAAAUGGCAGCGGUAACUGGCUGGCUGACCAGAUCAGGAAGAACCGAGUGGUGGAAGGCCCGGGGACCCCCUCCAAAGGGCAGCGCUGGUGCACGCUCCACACGGAAUUUCUCUGGUACGAUGCCAGCCUGAAGUCCGUCCCCCCUCCGGACUUCGGCACCCCCACGCUGCAUUACUUUGAAGACUGGGGCGUCGUGACUUAUGGGAGCGCGCUGCCCGCGGAGCCCAACAGGUCCUUCCUUUCCUUCAAGUCGGGGAAGCUCGGGGGGCGAGCCAUCUACGACAUCGUCCACCGGAACAAGUACAAGGACUGGGUCAAAGGCUGGAGGAACUUCAACGCGGGGCACGAGCACCCCGACCAGAACUCGUUCACGUUCGCUCCCAACGGCGUGCCCUUCGUGACCGAGGCGCUCUACGGGCCCAAGUACACCUUCUUCAACAACGUCCUCAUGUUCUCCCCGGCCGCGGCCAAGACCUGCUUCUCCCCCUGGGAGGGCCAGGUCACGGAGGACUGCUCGUCCAAAUGGUCUAAGUACAAGCACGACCUGGCGGCCGGCUGCCAAGGCCGGGUGGUGGCCGCGGAGGAGAAGGAUGGCGUGGUCUUCAUUCGGGGAGAAGGCGUGGGGGCCUACAACCCCCGGCUCAGCCUGAAGAACAUCCAGAGGAACCUGAUCCUCCUCCACCCGCAGCUGCUGCUCCUUGUGGAUGAGGUCCACCUCGGGGAGGAGAGCCUCGUGGAGACGGCCACCAGCUUCUUCCACAACGUGGACCUCCCCUUCGAGGAGACGGUGGUGGACGGGGUGCACGGGGCGCUGCUCCGGCAGCGGGACGGGCUCUACAAGAUGUACUGGAUGGACGACACCGGCUACAGCGAGAAAGCCACGUUUGCUUCGGUGACGUACCCCCGGGGCUACCCCUACAACGGGACCAACUUCGUGAACGUGACCAUGCACCUGCGAAGCCCCGUCACCCGGGCGGCCUACCUCUUCAUCGGGCCCUCCGUGGACGUGCAGAGCUUCAGCAUCCACGGCGACCCCCGGCAGCUGGACGUGUUCGUGGCCACCGGGGAGCACGCCUACGCCGUGUACCUCUGGCCGGGCGAGGCCCCGGGCCAGGCCGCCUUUGCACAGGUCAUCGCCGAUCGCCAGGAGAUCCUGUUUGGCCCGAGCGCGGCCGUCCAGAGCGCCGCGGUCCCCGAGGUGAAGGACUACGCGGCCCUCGUGGAGCGGAACCUGCAGCGUUUCAAGCCGGUGUUCCAGCUGCUAGAGAAGCAGAUCCUGUCCCGCGUCCGCAACACGGCCGGCUUCAGGAAGACGGCCGAGCGCCUGCUGAGGUUUUCCGACAAGAGGCAGACGGAGGAGGCCAUCGACAGGAUCUUUGCCAUAUCCCAGCGGCAGCAGCAGCAGCAGCAGCAGCAGCAGCGCAGGUCCAAGAAGAACCGCAGGGGAGGCAAACGCUACAAGUUUGUGGACGCCGUCCCCGAUAUUUUUGCACAGAUCGAAGUCAACGAGAGAAAGGUUCGGCAGAAAGCCCAGAUCCUGGCCCAGAAAGAGCAGCCCAUCGAUGAAGACGAGGAAAUGAAAGACCUUUUGGAUUUCGCAGACGUGACGUACGAGAAGCACAGACACGAUGGCCUGAUGAGAGGCCCGUUCGGGCAGGCGCGGGUGGUGACGGCCGCGCACAGCAGAGCCCCGGCCCUGUCCGCUUCCUACACCAGGCUCUUCCUGAUCCUGAACAUCGUCAUCUUCUUCGUCAUGUUGGCCAUGCAGCUGACUUAUUUCCAGAGGGCCCAGAGCCUGCACGGCCAAAGGUGUCUGUAUGCCGUCCUCCUGAUAGACAGUUGUAUUUUAUUGUGGUUGUACUCGUCUUGUUCCCAGUCACAGUGCUAGCACUGAAGCUGUCAAUCCCUCAGUCAUUUGUGGUCACAAAUCGAUGCCAAAAAAAUCGUCCCAGCUAUUGGGUUUUCCCCCCUCAGAUUCAUUUUAACAAAUUAAGGGGAAGAUGUCUUUACACAAGAAAGCAAGGGCACAGAGAAAUCAAAAUUGAAGUAGGUAAAGGAUUUGUCAAAGGAAUAAAAGUAGUUUGGAUGUCACAUGAUGUUUCUGGAAAUGUUUGGCUUGACUAAUGGUCCAUAUACUACUAUUCGUAAACACAAAGUCUGGUUUUAAGUAAUUUUUAAGAAACAAAGAAGAUUUGUAAUUAAAUUUUAUUAAUAUUAACUUAAUGCCAUUAGCAAUCUUCAGAUCCUGUUUUAUGAAAAGACUGAAGCACACAAUUCUGAGAAAUACAGACUUUUUAAAAAUGGUGUAGCCAUGCUUAAAAAAUGUGGCUAAGUCCUGGUAUGGCCGAGCCAUCUUCCUGGGAGAGUAGUUCCUUAGUGAAGUGAAUAACAACACUUCUGUAUUGAAUUAUUAUUCAGAUAACAUGGUAAAAUGAUGGCAGAAAAUUCAUUAAAAAGUUAAGAUUAUAUUUCCAGUAGAAUACACGUAUGUAUGAAUGACAGUUUUCUUAACGAUGUCCAUGUCUGCACACACGUAACUGAUUGCGUUUAUGCAUCCACUGGUUAUUUAGAUAAGAUAAUUCCAGAUAACUUGACUUCCUAUUUUCUUUAUAUGGAAACUUGCUGUGGACCUAAUGGCUAAACUUCAAAAUAAAAUGUUUUAUAUCCUGAACAUUGACUUUAAUACCAAAGAAGAUGGGGAAGCUAAAAUUUGGAUAUGAUUCUUAUGUUUUUUAAAAGAAGUUUUUCUUUAAAUUUAUUUUGUUUAAUAAACAUCAUAAUUGUGA